AUUAGUUUUGGAACGCAUCCAGUGUUAAAACACUCCCCUUUAGAAGAUAAAGUCCAAUUAAUGUCACUUUUCUUUGAGAACGUUUGAAUAAUGUCACAAUUAGGCCUGCCUCGGCACUUAAGAAAAACCUAUAACCUUUGGUAUAAUAAUUAUUUCGCAACUUCUGCUUAGACCAAAAUAAGGCUUAUCAAAUAAAAGGAAAAUAUAUUCACCUAAGCCAAACUCCGCUACAGAAAAUACAAGCAAAAGUUUUUGUUAUUGCUAACCGGAUACACUUGAACGAGAAUCAAGAGCGUGUGCAAUGAAACUUGACUGAAUUCUUUGACACGCGUCAGGGCGUCGUUUCUGUUACGCUGUUAUAUUUUCGUAAUUUAUUUAUCUCAGACAACAGGUUUAUUAGCGUAAACUCUGAACCAUACCUGACUCAGUCGAGUUUGGCAUUCUUGCGAGCUGAAACAGGGCUAAAGAGGCGUCCAAAAUGAAGUUCUCGUCCGUUUGGCUUUUUACCCUCGUUUUCACUUCAUUUCCAAUCUUAACGACAUCUCACUGGUGGUUUAUGUCUGAAGUGUUUGCAUUGGGUGCUAAAAUCAUGUGUAAUCACGACAUUGCUGGCUUGGUGAACUCUCAGCGACAGCUUUGCCGAGAGAAUCCUCAAGUUGUGGUUAGUAUUGGAAAAGGUGCGAAGCUUGGUGUAGAGGAAUGUCAACAACAAUUCAAGGACCACAGAUGGAAUUGUUCCACAAUGGCGCGCGAUGUUAGCGUGUUUGGAAAAGUUAUGAAGAAAGCCAGCCGGGAAAGUGCCUUUGUUUAUGCGAUAACCUCAGCUGGAGUUGUACACGAAGUCACCCGCGCGUGCAGUCGUGGCGAACUCAGAGAUUGUGAGUGUGACAAAAGUCGUAAAGGAACUAGCGAAAAAGGCUUCCAAUGGGGAGGAUGCAGUGACAACAUCGCCUACGGUCUGAAAUUUGCCAAGUUAUUUGUGGAUUCUGGAGAACGAGAGAGAGACGCAAGAGCAAAGAUGAAUCUUCACAAUAACCUGGCUGGACGGAGAGCCGUCAGACAUCAGACCACCCUUAAUUGUAUCUGUCAUGGUGUUUCUGGUGCAUGUCUCGUAAAAACCUGCUGGGUCACUAUGGCUUCUUUUGGUGUUGUGGGAAGCUAUCUUCGUGACAAAUAUCAAAAUGGCAUCCAUGUCACUGUGGACCAGAACGGCGACGAGCUCGUGGUGCCUGAAGGGAAGCAUCUGUCAAGGCCCGCACGUGACGACCUCGUGUUUUUGGAAGAGUCCCCGGAUUAUUGCGUUCCCAGCUCCAAUACCGGUUCGCUGGGCACGGCGGGAAGAGUUUGUUUAAAUUUCGACAAGACCAUGACUCGAACGGGACGCGGGAACUGCGGGACUCUGUGCUGCGGGCGCGGGUUCCACGCGAUUCAAAUCGAGGAGGAAUAUAAGUGUAGAUGCAAAUUCAAUUGGUGCUGCGACGUGAAGUGUAAAACUUGUAAGAGAACUGUCCAUAAGCACGUUUGUAAAUCGCAUGAGGAAUUUAUCGCUGCAAAGAACAACUCGGUUUCUGAGUUCACCGAGUUGUUUGUGCGGAACUUUGAAAGUUAUGAUCCAAACAGGGCUCCAGACAAAUCAAAGAAAGGAAAACUAGCUAAAAAGGCGCGCAGGAAUAGGAAGCGAGGAGCCUCAAACCACGAUAACAAUGAAGACAACUGAGCUGACAAAACCUUAGAUGACAGACUGAAGAGUGAUUUUCAUAUGGUUGUCCUCCCUUCUAGAAGGUGGGGAGGGAAGGGGGGGCUCCCAUAUAAAUAGGACGCGGGUGCUGAUCGGAAAUUUUGAAAAGAAACCCUAAGAGGUACCGAGAUCCUGUUUUAUGGGCGUGGCUUGAAAUUCUUUUCAUCCCUAUAGAGAGAUCCCAAUUCCGAAAAAAUAAGCAAUAAGUGACACCUCCAUUAUUUUUAAUAGCGAUAAAGAGGAUUUAUUUAAAUGCCCUCUAAAGGUAACGUUUACGAAAGCAUUGUCUUAAAUCUCUAUCCCGGUUAAUAUAAGUUGUUCGAUUCCUCAUACCCUGAAAGGUACCGUGAAAGCUCCUGUUGUGGGACCUUUUGAGGCUCAACUCCCUAAGAGUUACCAAACCCGCUUUUUUAACCCCUUAAAGGUACGACAAGCACUCCCGUCCUCUUUAUACGCCCCCUCCCAGGAUGGUUGCUACGAUCGCCGCGAUCUCUAGAACGGCUGAAGUAAAAAGCCCAGGAAUCGUUGCAGUCAUACGGAAACAACUCUUCAGCCGAUCGUCGCAAGACUACCAUCACAAAGAUAGACUUCAGAAGGUACUCUCCAGACAUUACAGCGAUCGAUGCGGCCAUGGCGGUGAUUUAUAUACCAGAAAACACUUCGUAAAUGUUUUGCCCAGGUCCUCUCGGGUGUUCAGGUUCUACUCUGUGACGAUCGCGGCGAUAGCUUUUCCCGUGACUGCAGCUAUCAUAUGAAAACUAGUCUUCACUUGAAAUGCAGAGGACAAAUGCCUGAGAUUACAUAAGGUAGCAAACGAAUAUUACAGCGUAACUUGGAUUACAUUUUUUGCAAAAGUAUAAAGUAAAAUAUAUUCACUUAAGUUGUCAUCCUAUGAAGGCAUUUUAUAA
Molecule: messenger RNA, 2646 nt
Organism: Orbicella faveolata
Lineage: Eukaryota; Metazoa; Cnidaria; Anthozoa; Scleractinia; Merulinidae
Product: protein Wnt-2-like
Biological process (GO): canonical Wnt signaling pathway; cell fate commitment; neuron differentiation
Cellular component (GO): extracellular region
Molecular function (GO): cytokine activity; frizzled binding
Source: RefSeq, a predicted model, not a curated record